This is a messenger RNA of Coprinopsis cinerea okayama7#130, 832 nucleotides long. RefSeq lists its product as hypothetical. Bases 1 to 750 code for a protein of 249 amino acids. Lineage: Eukaryota; Fungi; Basidiomycota; Agaricomycetes; Agaricales; Psathyrellaceae. The transcript is spliced from 3 exons. Gene Ontology annotation, cellular component: CCR4-NOT complex. The record is from RefSeq and is a predicted model, not a curated record.
AUGGCAAUGAUAGACGACUCGGCUUAUCAUUAUUUUCAAGACAGACGCAGGCAAUCGGCCUCCUCCGAUACUAACGACAUCAACAAGGCACCCUCACGCGUUAUCUCUCCAGAGUUCUCUCUCGAUCAAGAUCGUCAGAACGAGCGGCUUAUCUAUGCUAUGAGGCUGCUUCUCGCAGCAAGGGACCGAGUCUUGAAUCUAUCCGAACAACGAGCGCUGGUCCCACUUCUCCCAGAAGUAACCGCCUCGCGCCUGGUCACGUCACUCGACCUCGCCCCGAUCAUUGCCCACAACCCAGCGAUUGCUCACCCACUGUUCGUCGGCCUCGUUACAAUUCCGAAUCCUGAUCCAAUGCCAUUUGUGGACGUUCUUCCCUUCCUUCCACCUACCCUCCCCACCUUCGAUCUCAUGGGAAGGUUACUGCGCGAUCAAACUCAAAUCAAGGUCGCCGGCUACUCCACAGUCGCCGCGUUAACCCGCACUGAGGUUUUGGGCCUCUUCAUCCACGAAUGCAUUGACUGGAUCGAAAAGGCCGAACGGGACCAGGCCAACGGCUUAAUCAAUGACGAUCGAUUCGAGAAGGGUUUGCAGCACCUCUGCCGCUUCUUUAUGUCCCUGAUCAAGCUCCACAUCGUCGACCCUCGAUCGGAUACCGACUGCACUGAAAUCUCCAGCUUUUGUUUGCGCUACGCGAGAUUCGAAGAAGCCAACAUGCUUUACCGAUUCAUCAUGAACAGCAGCAAAUUCUGACGUUGGGAAAACAAGCUAUGCCUCAGCGUAUGUUAUGGCUUAUGCGCUAUUUUAUGUUUCCUUCUUUUUCCUCUCUUGUUCG